This is a messenger RNA of Hansenula anomala, 759 nucleotides long. RefSeq names its product ER membrane complex subunit EMC3 (gene EMC3). Lineage: Eukaryota; Fungi; Ascomycota; Saccharomycetes; Phaffomycetales; Wickerhamomycetaceae. The record is from RefSeq and is a predicted model, not a curated record. The transcript has a single exon. Bases 1 to 759 code for a protein of 252 amino acids. Gene Ontology annotation, biological process: protein folding in endoplasmic reticulum. Gene Ontology annotation, cellular component: EMC complex; membrane.
AUGUCAGUCCCUGAUCUUAUAAUAGAUCCAAGUCUAAGGUAUUGGGUUCUUCUCCCAAUUUCCUUCGCCAUGGUGCUUUUUGGUGUCCUAAGACAAUACAUUUCAAUCCUUUUACAACCAACUCCAAAAUUACAACCAGUAAAGAAAUUAAGAGAAAUUGAAUAUAUAAAGAAAGCUCAGCUAUUAAAACAACAUUUUUGGAAUGUUCCAAAGAAGGAUUUUGAAUCAAGACAAACUUAUCUAAGUGAGAAUCUAGAAAAUGGUUCAUAUUUGGCUGAACCUGUUCAAGAAAAUCAACAACCACCAAAUCCAUUAACUGAUCCAGGUGCCAGUGAUGCAAUGUUAGGAAUGGCUAAGAACAGUUUUGGUAACUUUGCAGCUCAAACAUUAAUGAUGGGUUGGGUGAAUUUCUUCUUUGCCGGCUUUGUUUUGAUGAAGCUUCCAUUCCCAUUAACAUUAAGAUUCAAACAAAUGUUACAGUCAGGUGUUGCCACCGCAGAUUUGGAUGUUAGAUGGGUCUCAUCAAUCUCAUGGUACUUCAUUGCAAUUUUGGGGUUGAAUUCAGUUUUCAACCUAUUGUUAGGGGAUGGUAGCGUUGCUAAUCAAAUGAUGCAACAACAAGUUGCACCAUCUAUGCCAGGUGGCCCAACCCCAGAUAAAAUAAUGAAUGCCGAAGCUAAUGAUUUGAAAAUUAUCCCAUAUAAACAUGUUCUUGAAGAUGUUGAUGCUAGAGUUUUGAAGAUCUAUGGUUCCAAAUGA